CCUUUUACUACUUUUAUGAAUCCUUGCCUGUUUCAUAACCAUAUACAAUAGUAUCUGAGGACCCCGGUUCAGGCGGAAUGGCAGCCUCUCCCCGAGCAUCCGAAGAUACAAUGAAUGGGAAGGCGACCACAAAGGAGUUCGAUGUGUAUGGAGAUGAGCAAGAGGGGGACAUUAAGUACAGGACAAUGGUUUGGUGGAAAGCGGCCGCUCUUAUGUUGGCUGAGACUGUCUCGCUCGGAAUACUUUCCAUUCCAUCUGCCUUUGCUAGCCUGGGUAUGGUUGCCGGCUGCAUUCUCAUGAUUGGUCUUGGUGCUAUUGCUACCGCUACAGGCUAUAUCAUUGGCAAUUUCAAGAUUCGAUAUCCACAUGUUCAUAACAUGGCCGAUGCUGGGGAAAUUCUUGCAGGGCCUAUUGGCAGAGAAGUCCUCGGUGCCGCUCAAGUCAUCUUUCUCAUGUUCAUUUGUGGAAGCCAUGUACUCACGGGCAUGAUCGCAUUUGAUACCAUUACUGCUGGGGCCUCAUGUUCGGUAUUGUGGGCAGCCAUAUCCACCAUUAUUUGCCUCAUGUGUACUGUUCCACGUACACUAAAUGGCAUCUCGCACAUGAGCAUUGUCUCGUUCGUGUCAAUCCUCGCUGCCGUCUUCAUUACUAUGAUCAGUGUAGGUGUCGUCAGCCAUCAGGGAACUGUCACCAUUACAUCCAACUUAUCAUUCGCAAGAGGCUUCCUCGCCGUCACCAAUAUCGUGUUUGCCUACGCGGGACAUGUCACCUUCUUCACUUUCAUCGCAGAGAUGAAGAACCCGGAAGACUUUCUGAAAGCUCUUUAUUUCCUACAGAUUGCUGACACAACCCUGUACCUCAUCGUUGGUGUCAUCGUAUAUGCAUUCAUUGGAUCUACAGCAGUUUCCCCCACUCUCGGCAAUACCAGUGUAACUUUGCGUAGGGUUGCAUAUGGUGUCGCUUUACCGACCAUCAUUAUUGCGGGAGUUGUCAAUGGCCAUGUUUGUGCAAAAUUAGUCUUCAUCAGGAUCUUCUGCCGCAAUGGCGCAACAUCGAGACACAUGACUUCAAAUUCACUCAUCGGUUGGGCGACUUGGACCGGAAUCUGCCUCGCCAUCUGGUUAUUAGCCUUUCUGAUCGCCGAAGUAAUUCCUUUUUUCAAUGGUUUAUUGGGCAUCAUCAGUGCUUUAUUCACUAGUUGGUUCACCUACGGUAUUUCUGGCAUGUUCUGGUUCCAUCUUACGCCGCGAUCAGAAUACUGGAUGACGACAAAACAGAAGUUCAAGACAUUAUUUUGGGGCUUCACCAUCUUCAUGGCUGCCUUCAUCAUGGUUGGGGGUCUUUAUGCAAGUAUCAUUAGCAUUAUUGAUGGUAACGGUAGUCUUGUUGCAAACGCAUAAAGAAAACAAGUAUGCUACGGAUUCGUGUAUGCUACGAUCUACGUAAGGUUCAUGCUCCGACCGCUAAUCUCCAUGAGUCGCCGAAGCGCCCAAUUUACAACACACCCACUCGCUAAAGGCGACGAAUAACAAAGUCACCCACUGAAU
Molecule: messenger RNA, 1547 nt
Organism: Somion occarium
Lineage: Eukaryota; Fungi; Basidiomycota; Agaricomycetes; Polyporales; Cerrenaceae
Source: the annotation of a GenBank genome assembly